UGAUUCAGUUGCUGCUCGAAUGCUGAGGUUUUCGUUUACAAAUACAACGAAACUGUUAAAAUUAAUAGCUUACUUUUUGACUUAUUAGGGCAACUUUAUUAUUGUAUAUUAAUGUCACGUUGAUCAUAAUCAAUUAUAUAUAGCCAUAAAAUUUUAAAUUAAGAAAAUGUAUUCAAGUAGAGAAGGCCAACAGUGGUUUUCAAAUGAUACUAUAUCAACAAAUAGACGGUACUUUGCUCGAGGAAUAAACACUGAAUCGAGUAAACAUCAACUAAGAGGAAUUAUUAAUACUCUGAAACAUGCCACAAAAACUUUACCUAUUGAACAACAACUUGUUAAAUUUUCUGAAAUUCCCAAAACACUUGAUGAAACACCUAUUCCUGACAUUAUACAUGGUACUUUAUUGUUUUUUGCUGAACGGUUCAAAGAUUGUGAUCAUAAUGUAAUACGUCGAUGUAUCCUUAAAAUCCUCAAGGAUAGUGAAAAACAUAUUUCGCAAAAUUCACAAAGCUCAGAACUUGAACAAACUAUAAGGAAAAUCUUUUUCUUAUUAGAAAACCAAAGUAAUGAUCCUAUUGCUCGUGCCCUUACGUUAAGAUGUCUUGGUUAUAUGUCAGUUUUAUUAAUAGAAAGACUUGAUAUACAACAUGGAAUACUACAACGUUUAGAUUCGUCUGUUGAAAUUGAAGCGAAUGCGGCUAUUUUUGCUGCAGACAAAUUAUGUUCCAAAACUGAAAAAUUCUCGGCUCUUGCCUAUGAGAAAUUUGUUACAUUACUUCAAGCUAGUCAUGUUUCCCUAGCCUUUAAAACAAAGUUGGUGCGCAUAUUUCGCCACAUGCACUGGGAUAUCAAUUUAGCUCGUAAAACAAGAAUUAUAUGCCUUCAAUUACUUGAACAAUGUUCUGAUGAUGAAUUUGUUUUGACCAUAUUGAAAACGUUGACGUUCUUAUCAAAUCGCGCGCUUGUUGAUAGAACUGAUCAGAUUAAUUUAUUGAUUAAAUAUGCGCAAAAUGACCCUCGUGGACAUGUUAAGACAAGUUCGUUAGCAUAUUUGACUAAUAUUGCACCAAAAGAUUUGACUUUUGAAAUUUCACAUAUAUUGAUAUUAUUGAGUAUUGUAACUAGUGCGAAGGAACUUAAUGUUAAAGCUAAGGCAUUAUGUGUUUUGACUAUAUUGUUUCAACAAACAAGGCUUCUUUGCGAAAUUGCAUCAAUAGACACAGAACAAGAAACUCGUUUAGAAGUACUUCAUUAUAUUCAACAAUGUGAAGACUUGAUUCAAGAUAAAGUCAUUGAAAUAAAUGUUAUUACGGUGAAGUUGAUGUCUGUAAUUAUAAUCGAAUCAAAACGAAUAGAGUCAAUAUCAAAUAUUUUAAUCAGUCCAGAAUGGGAAACAUAUUUUAGCGAGCUCUCUAAAAGAAUUGCAGAGUUAAUAUUGUCGAACACAAAUCAAUUGAUAGAAUUUAUAUCCAUUAAUCAAACUGAACGCGAUAAAUAUAUUAAACUGAUGCAAGAAUACCUAAAGUGUCUAUUUUCAAUUUGUUUGUCGGAUAACAAUUUAAUCAAGGAUACGUCAAAAAUGAUUAUUAAUAUAUUACAAGAAUAUAUUGAUAUAAGUUAUGAUGAUGUAUUUGCUCAGUUGUCCAAGUUUCUUCUUAAGAUUUCCGAAUAUAAAGAAUCAAUAAUACAGGAAUUUAGAGAGGAUAUAUUUUUUUUUAUGAAAUCUGAAGAACUUAUCAAUAUGACUAAUUCAUUUACUAUGCUAGCAAAAACAGUCUUAAAAGCACGCCCUGAAAAUGUGACUCAGGCGAAAGAAUUUAAAGAAUCGUUUAUGGAAAGAAUCAAUCAAUUUGGAAAUUUCCAGGAUGGAAGAUAUACACAAAAUCAAUGGAAUAUUUAUUUAAUAGGGUUAGAAGCCGGAAAAUCUGGAUGUUUUUCAAUUAUGGGUGCAAUAGUAACUAAUUUUGUAAAUGAGGUAGAUGUUGAAGCACAUCGCUUUUGGCUUAGAGCAUUAAGUAAUGCAUCAAAUGCAGAACAAAUGAUUUUGGAAAAUAUUGAAGGUAUUCAAAUGCAGCUUGAUUUAUUCGAUGAAGGUGUUAAAUUCUACUCGAAGUGUGAUACCGAGUUAAGUGGCUUGAUGUCUUUGAUUGACAAUAGUGGAGUCCGUGUAUUUGGAAAAUGGUUUUGUCAGCUUAGGGCCAGAUUUUUUUCUACUAUGAAACUUAUUUUAGCUCAGUUGAACUUCUUGUCUUCAAGAGCACCAAAAUUACUUGAUCCUGACGUUGUAAAUAUUAAUGAGUCUUUGAUACUCUUGGCUCGUAUGCAUGAUUUCGUUGCACAUUCGUUUUUGGAUAUUGAUGCCGAAAGUUUAGCAAUCUUAGAGUCGUAUCAGAUAUGCUGUUUGGUAUUAGCGUAUGCGAUACAGUGUCUUCUCAUUCCUUCAUUUCAGAAAGAAGAGUAUAUUAAUCCUAUGUUACUUCCAUUGAUUCGGCUUGCACAUCGUGACGAGAAUGAUUCUAUUCUUACAGGGCAGUAUAACGAUAUGAAUUCGCGAAAAAAUAAAGUACAAUAUGUAUUACGGGCAAGGUGCGUUGAAGUUUUAAGAUCUAUAGAAAAAUGUCGUACCAGUGGAACAUCAAAUAAAACUGCGACACAAUUAAGUCAAUUUGUUCUUUUCAUUUUGAGUGUUCCAAUAAAUUUACCACCAUUUUUCUUCGAAAACAAACAAGGAACUCAUCUUAAGUGGAGUAAAGUGCCUGCAUUAGGCUGGAGUCAAUCUGGGAGUAGAGUUUCCUCAACCGCUGUAUCAGAUAAAGAGAAAGUAGUUAUCAAAUUGGAAGGAGUUGUACAAUUAUCUAAAAAAUUAGCUAAGAAACAUUUAAAGAGUAUUCAAUUUAUUAUCUUUGGAUCAAAGACUGAUAUAUUUGAAUUUGAUGAAUUUGAAGAAACUUUACAAGGAAAUUUUAAAUUCUCUGAUUUAGCGUUGGCAUAUAAAGGAAAAAAUAUAAAACAGAAGGAUACUUCAGAAGCGAAUUAUGUUGCCACUACAAUAGUACCUCUUAUCAAUAAUUAUUUUGCUACUACCGCACUCGUCCAAUUUCCUAUGGAUUCAGAUGGUACUGGAUUUCUUAACAUUCAUACCAGAAUCGUUGAUGAUAAAAAUAUUGUAUGGACCAUCGGCCCUGAUUUGUAAGUUAAAAAGGUUCCUUAUUUAUUAGUUAAAUGAUAUAUACUUUUCUAAAAAUUGUAUUAUUAUCAUUUAUUAUAGAAUAAUAUCUUCUCCUUCAGAAUAUCAAAAUAAUCAAUACAUUUAAUAGAAAUUUGCUGCUUAGUAUACUGAAUUUUGGCUGCCAUAGGUACCAUUAAACAAUAUUGACCACAAAAUCUGCGAUAAUGAACCUCAUUUACUGUGUAUCACAUAAGAUAAUACUUCAAACAUAAAUAAUUUUUUUUAACAAAUUGCAUUUAUUAUUUGUAAUCAUAAACAUGAUUUUUAAAGCGGU
Messenger RNA from Rhizophagus irregularis DAOM 181602=DAOM 197198, 3503 nucleotides. The record is from RefSeq and is a predicted model, not a curated record. Lineage: Eukaryota; Fungi; Glomeromycota; Glomeromycetes; Glomerales; Glomeraceae.